Onychostruthus taczanowskii (white-rumped snowfinch) is the source of this 1533-nucleotide messenger RNA. RefSeq names its product mothers against decapentaplegic homolog 4. Gene Ontology annotation, biological process: cell differentiation; transforming growth factor beta receptor signaling pathway; BMP signaling pathway. The annotation marks the transcript as partial. Gene Ontology annotation, molecular function: DNA-binding transcription factor activity, RNA polymerase II-specific; RNA polymerase II cis-regulatory region sequence-specific DNA binding; I-SMAD binding. NCBI's taxonomy places the organism in Eukaryota, Metazoa, Chordata, Aves, Passeriformes, Passeridae. The transcript has 3 exons. Gene Ontology annotation, cellular component: heteromeric SMAD protein complex. The record is from RefSeq and is a predicted model, not a curated record.
GUUGCACAUCGGCAAGGGGGUGCAGCUGGAGUGCAAGGGCGAGGGCGACGUGUGGGUGCGCUGCCUGAGCGACCACGCCGUGUUCGUGCAGAGCUACUACCUGGACAGGGAGGCGGGCCGUGCCCCGGGGGAUGCUGUGCACAAGAUCUACCCCAGCGCCUACAUCAAGGUGUUCGACCUGCGCCAGUGCCACCGCCAGAUGCAGCAGCAGGCGGCCACCGCGCAGGCCGCCGCUGCCGCGCAGGCUGCAGCCGUGGCCGGCAACAUCCCCGGGCCCGGCUCCGUGGGAGGCAUCGCCCCGGCCAUCAGUCUGUCGGCCGCGGCCGGCAUCGGCGUGGACGACCUGCGGCGGCUGUGCAUCCUGAGGAUGAGCUUCGUCAAGGGCUGGGGCCCCGACUACCCGCGGCAGAGCAUCAAGGAGACGCCGUGCUGGAUCGAGAUCCACCUGCACCGCGCGCUGCAGCUGCUGGACGAGGUGCUGCACACCAUGCCCAUCGCCGACCCGCAGCCCCUGGACUGACCCCGCCAGGCCGCCUUGUAACAUACCCCUCUGUUUAUAACCUGGAGAUAUAUUUUACUUCCCUUCUGCUUAAUCUUCUGAAAACAGGUUUUAAAAAUGUGUUUGCCGCCUUGCUCUUAGCAGAAAGCGUCUGAGCGUGCAGGGUUUGGAUUUCAGUUGUUUCCAGAACUCAGUAGUGAUAAUACAGGGCCUACAGUGGAAGGUAAACGAUUUAUAGAGACUUCACAGUGUUGGGUUUGUUCCCUUUGAAACUCUCCUUCCCUACGGUGGCAUCUUGGUGAUCAGCCUCACGGGAGCCUUUUGUAUGCAGAAUAUAUAUUAUAUAUAUAUUUAUAUCUGAAAAUUCCUUCUAGUAGUUAAAAACAUUUACCUUGUAGCGACUUUAAAAUUCCAACUGAUUUGUGAUGUUCUUUUUAGGGAACAGUAGUUAACAGAAGACUUCUUUAUUUUGUUGAUGAUUGUGUUACGAUUUUUCCAGGUUAAAGCCUAGCAGCUGCCAAAAAGUGCGGGGAUGACACAUACGUUGUUGGCAUUGAUCAAAAAAUUCUUUCGUUUUCAAAAGGAAAAAAGUCAUCCUAGAUUUUUAUUUCUGCUACCAUGUGAGUUGUAAAACACUAAAGGAAACGGAUAGUUUCAGUGCUGGCACUGGGUUUGAGGUGAGACCCCCAGCCCGCAGCGUUGCCACUGUGUGGGGCUGUGAGUGCCAGUGGCAGGAGCGUGUUUCCACCAUUGCUACUGACUUCUGUGGUUUCACCCCAACCCCGGCAUGUACCAUGGAAAAUCUGCAUGACUCCUUCCACUCGAGUGUCUACGGCAAUCCAUCGGCAUUUAGCACUGGGUUUUUGUAUCUGUUCACCAUUCCCACUCAGGGCAAGAUGGCAAACCUGUUUUUGUACCUCCUGGUUGUUUCGGCCCUGUGCCGUGGGCGAGUGGCGAUGCUGUGUGCAGGGAGCAGCUGCAGGGCACACACUCUCCUUCCCCUGGCUACAGCACCAAUAAAGGAUGGAAACCCA